AUGUCACGCCUCGAAUCACUAUCGCCACUGUCUCCUUUGAGCACCUACUUGAUACCGUCUAGCGCUGACGCCUACACGACAUUCGAGAACUUUCUUUCCGAUCGGCACUACUCCAUCACCGAGAGCCAAUCAGCAGACCCAUUCAGAUCAUCCUUCGACACAUCCACGUCCCCCCAAACCAGAACGAGCGCAAAAAUACGCCCAGGGACGUUCAUAGUCUUCGCACUAUCGACAGCAGCGCUCGCGCAAGAAUAUCCAGAGGACUCUGACAUAUACCGCAAAAUCUGCCAGUAUACUCCUGGGCGUUAUCUCGGACUUGUCACUUCAGCGUUCGUCCGAUGGAAUGAAGACGAUGACAGCACGGUCGAAGAAAUGAUCGUUCAUUUCGUAUCCAGAUAUGCGCCACAGCCCUCGGCGGUUGUAAAUCACUGCAUCCCCAUUUUUCCUGUCAGCAGCGAAGAACCGGUAGAUGCUUCUGCGCUCCAUACGAGCAUCUUGUUCCCGUGGAUUGGCUUCAAGCAGUGGACCACAUUCGGAGUUCGCAUUCGCGUCCAUCAGACAAACCCGUCUGCACUGGUAUUCGACCUUCGCGACCAAGAUUUCGAGUUCUUCGAGGAUAAGGCGGGAAAAGACUAUAGCCGAUUGGAGUCUCUCCAUGCGACAUUGGACGAUGAAGCCAAGAACAUGCUAGGAAGGCUUUUGGUGGCGCAGUUCGCUUUGCCAGCUGAGAUCUGGCUUGACAUUAGGAAUCAUCCGGACAUAAUGGAACCUCAGUGUUUCGUUGGAGACGUCGACUCCCUUGAAAGGUGA
Molecule: messenger RNA, 810 nt
Organism: Suillus bovinus
Lineage: Eukaryota; Fungi; Basidiomycota; Agaricomycetes; Boletales; Suillaceae
Exons: 1
Coding region: 1-810 (269 amino acids)
Source: RefSeq, a predicted model, not a curated record